AUGGUGUGCGUUAUUCAGACCAACGUAUACAAAUACCUAUGUUUUGUGGUGGUCAUCAUCAUAUACUCAAAUUCCGAAGUGCUUUCUAACUCUAACGCUACGGAUGUACAAGGUAACUCUGGUCUUGGUGAUUUCGCUGGCAAAGGUAUAGCUGUAGACAAUGCCCAUUCACGUACUGAGUUCUUCGAGGAACAUGGUUAUUAUAUGACACUUCUUUCCGUUAUUCCAGAUAAUGGCUAUUGUCGUGGCAUGCAGCGCAGUUUCUUCAAAAAGAACAUCUUCGAUUUCGCUUCCCCAGAGUUCAAUAAUAUUGGCUGGCAAGAUGUCCUCAAUGGAGAGCUGUUUUGCGAUGGCUUUAACGAUAAAGGUACGUGGGGUUAUCAGCCUAGAUAUUCCGAGUAUCGUUCGCAUCCUUCUCGCUGUACGGGUGACUUUCGUGGCGAUAAUGUGCCAGAAUUGGCUUGGCACCUUAACCGCAACUUCGCUGCCCUUCCUCCGCUAAAUGAUAACUUCUUGAAGGUUUCCGAGUUCAAUCGCAUUUUCAGUGCGCAGGAUUUGACUGCAAAGGAUUGCCGCUAUACGUCCCGACAACGUUAUCAAGAAUUGCAGGGAAAAAAGGCUACUGCUGGAAUGUCCGAUAGAGAGCUUAAUUUGUACUUUGCUUGGAAAGAGCAACAAGAGAAGUGGUACGAAGAAGCUGAACGUUUGAAACGUUUGCAGGCUAUUGGUCAAAAUCCAUUCUAUACAGAAGGUAUUGGAAAUGACGCUAAUCUUUCCUCUUUCAAUAAUCCAGAAGCUCCUGCCUAUAUUCCGAACAAGGUUCUAUGA
Messenger RNA from Cylicocyclus nassatus, 828 nucleotides. The record is from the annotation of a GenBank genome assembly. Lineage: Eukaryota; Metazoa; Nematoda; Chromadorea; Rhabditida; Strongylidae.